This is a messenger RNA of Acaulospora colombiana, 2364 nucleotides long. Lineage: Eukaryota; Fungi; Glomeromycota; Glomeromycetes; Diversisporales; Acaulosporaceae. The record is from the annotation of a GenBank genome assembly.
AUGAUACCAUCAUUAUUCUUGUUUCUCAUAUUCCUGUCAUUGUCGCUUGAUUCAUUACAUUCAUCUGAUGAUCCUUUGUCCAAAAUUUUUCACCUGAUAAGAAAUCUAGAAGCCGCGGAUACAGACACGUUUUCCACAGCAACUCAGGACGAUAACGUUUAUUCAUACUCGAACUUUUUGGAUGACUGUGGAUACUUUGGAAUUACAAAAAAAGAAUGUAAAGAGAGAUUUUGCUAUUGGGAACCAUCCGAAGACCCGAAUGCAAAAUGGUGUCGGUUCAAGGAGGGCAAAGAAUAUACGUGCAACGUCGAUCCGGCAACAAGAACCGACUGCGGUUAUCCGGGAAUACAAGAGAAGGAAAAGGUGCCAUGCAAAGGGUAUAAGAUAGUCAAAUCACAAGAAAUCGAUAAUCUUAUAAUCGUUGACCUGGAACUGAUCGGCGAUGGAUGUGGCAAUUAUGGGCCAGAUCCGAAAUCGUUGAGAAUUCUCGUCGAGCACCAAACCAACGAUCGGUUGCGCGUGAAGAUUUUCGACUCAGAGAGAUCGAGAUACGAAAUACCAGAAGACAUAGUGCAAACUCCACGUUCUGAACGAAUGGAUGGGGAUCCUCUUUAUCAAUUUAUCUAUGAGGACAAUCCAUUUACAUUCUCUAUAACGCGUCGUUCGACAGGGGAGAAAAUUAUUGAUACAAAGGUACCGGGAAUGGAUUCCCUCACAUUCGAAGAACAGUAUAUGGAAAUUUCAUUCGGGUUACCACCCAAUCCCUAUAUAUAUGGAUUUGGCGAGAUCGUUCAAACGUUAAGGAGGAAUCCGAUGAAUACCUUUCAAACCCUCUGGAGUAGAGACGCGGCAACACCCUUUUCUGAGAACGUGUACGGUGUUCACCCAUUUUAUAUGGAAAUAAGAAAUGGCAGUGCCCAUGGUGCAGCUGUCGGAAGGCCCGCCCUUCCGCCAUAUUGGGCUCUAGGUUACCAUCAGAGUCGUUGGGGGUAUAACAAUUUAACCGUACUUUCCAGCGUGGUGGAAACUUUUGGUGAACAAAAAAUUCCAUUGGAAACCAUAUGGACAGAUUUGGAUUACAUGGAUGGGCAGAAAGAUUUUACUUGGAACCCUGUCGAUUAUCCUAAAAAUGAUGUUGCCCAAUUUGUUAAAAAAUUGCAUGAAAACAAUCAACAUUACGUUGUUAUUGUCGAUCCGGCUAUAAAAAUUGAGGUCGGAUAUCUGCCAUACGAUGAAGGAACAAAGAUGAAUGUAUUCAUUAAGAACUCAAGGGGAGAUGAUAUCGUGGGGCUGGUUUGGCCUGGAUUGACAACAUAUCCAGAUUGGUUUAACAAUGACACACUUAUUUAUUGGGAAAGCAUGAUCGAGAAAUGGUUAGAUGGAAUUGUUCUUGACGGACUGUGGAUUGACAUGAAUGAACCAGCAAGUUGGUGCCGAGGAGAGUGCAAAAAAGGUGAUUUAUAUGAUCCAGAAUCCCAUAAAAGGGCCGAAUCAAAAUUUAAUGACCUUGCAAAGUCCCCAUCAAACAAAUUUCGAAACCUUAAUAACCCGCCUUAUAAAAUUAACAAUGGCGGCAAAAGAUUGCCGUUGGACACACUAACAUUGUCAAUGGACGCGGUUCACUCAAACGGGAUGGAGCCUUACAUUUGGCCUUCUGUCGCAGAAACGUCGCGCAAAUACAUUGGAAUUAGAUAUUCAUUAUUACCCUAUUACUACACUCUCUUCUAUGAAGCGAACGCAAUGGGGGCUAUGGUGCUCCGUCCUCUCUUUAUUGAAUUUCCGCAUUUAAAGGCGUAUAUACCACCUGGUAUCUGGUAUGACUUUUACAGGCAUCAUUUAAGCUUCAAAGUAGAUGAUCCGGACGGUAUUCGCCGAGAUCUAUACGCGCCUUUGCAUGAAAUGCCAUUGCACAUAAGAGGAGGAUAUGUUAUUCCAAUGACUCGACCUGGGAUGACGACUACCGAGUGUCGCAAAGAAAACUAUUAUCUUCUUGUGGCUUUGGAUGCGGACGGAAAGGCGAAAGGAAGUUUAUAUUUGGAUGAUGGAGAGAGUUUAGAUAUUGAUGACAAGUAUACUUACGCUGAGUUUGAAGCGUAUGAUUGGAAUGUCCUGGUCGCAAAAGUUUUAUGGUAUGGUUAUGAUGAUAUUAUAUUGGAUAAAUUUGUCAUCUUGGGAAUUAACUGUCGGGAUGCAAAGAAAGUCGAGAGGAUAAUGUUUAAUGGCUUGGAGACUAAGUCUGGGUUUAACAAUACUGUCGAUGAAGAUGUCAUUUGGACGUUGGAUGAGAAGGUUGGAAAGCUAACGCUAGAAGGGUUUAAAAUUAGACUAAACGUCGGAUGGAAUUUAACUUGGAUUUUAAGUUAA